Messenger RNA from Hibiscus syriacus, 1157 nucleotides. Its product is annotated as lipid phosphate phosphatase delta-like. The coding region runs from base 1 to 939 and encodes 312 amino acids. Gene Ontology annotation, cellular component: endoplasmic reticulum membrane. Gene Ontology annotation, molecular function: sphingosine-1-phosphate phosphatase activity. The transcript has 9 exons. The record is from RefSeq and is a predicted model, not a curated record. Lineage: Eukaryota; Viridiplantae; Streptophyta; Magnoliopsida; Malvales; Malvaceae.
AUGCCAUCAGAUACAUUGACUGUUAGAGGAACUUCUACCAUCCUCAAGAUACAGAAACAUCGGCAUAAAUUCUUGGAUGCUCUCUUUUCUGGGUUGUCCUGUGUGGUUUCUGUGCCCUUUUACACUACGUUUCUUCCUUUGCUUUUCUGGAGUGGGCAUGGGAAAUUGGCGAGACAGAUGACCCUGUUGAUUGCUUCCUGUGAUUAUCUAGGAAACUGCAUGAAGGAUGUGGUAUCAGCUCCUAGACCGAAUUGCCCCCCUGUUAGACGGAUAACGGCCACAACAGAUGACGAAGACAAUGCAUUGGAAUAUGGGUUGCCUUCUUCUCAUACUCUCAAUACAGUAUGCUUAUCUGGAUUCCUUGUAUACUACAUUUUAUCCUACAUACCGAGUGAAGAUGCUUAUGUGGAGCUUGGUGCAGUCACCGUUGCUUGCUUGCUUGUGGGCUUCAUUGGUUUCGGAAGAAUAUACCUUGGCAUGCACAGCUUAAUUGAUAUCGCUGGAGGUCUCGUCGUCGGGUUGGUGAUUCUUGCAAUGUGGCUAACAGUCUAUGAAUGUGUGGAUGCCUUUAUUGUCUCUGGACACAAUGUUACAUCAUUUUGGGAUGUCUUGAGCUUUCUCUUACUUUUUGCUUAUCCCACGCCUGAGUUGCCAACUCCAAGUUUCGAGUAUCAUACUGCCUUUGACGGUGUUGCAUUUGGAAUUGUGGCUGGGAUUCAGCAGACAUACGACCAGUUCCACCAUGAAGCCGUUCCACGAAUAUUUACCUCUCGACUCACGCUUCCUGCUUUUUUGGGAAGAAUGCUUGUUGGGAUACCGACGAUCCUGAUCGUCAAGUUCUGCAGUAAGGCUCUCGCGAAAUGGAUUCUCCCGGUAGUAUCAAACACAUUGGGUAUCCCCAUAAAAUCAACCAGCUAUAUUCCGAUGCUUAACAGUUAAACCACAGAGAAGAAAACCAGUGAGAUUAAGCAGUCAAGUUAUAUCCAAAAGAUGUUAUUUUUCUCUAACCAAGAUUUAUUCGACGUAGACACUGGUAUCCGCUUCCUUCAAUACGCAGGCCUUGCGUGGUCAGUGGUAGAUCUCGUCCCAUCCCUCUUCUCUCACCUGAGUUUGUGAAGCUUGUCCUGGGUUUGGUUCUAUGUAAUAGCCUUGUUUUA